Messenger RNA from Engraulis encrasicolus (European anchovy), 2808 nucleotides. It is a transcript of the gene ebag9, whose product is annotated as estrogen receptor binding site associated antigen 9. The record is from RefSeq and is a predicted model, not a curated record. The coding region runs from base 329 to 964 and encodes 211 amino acids. The transcript has 7 exons. Gene Ontology annotation, cellular component: secretory granule. Lineage: Eukaryota; Metazoa; Chordata; Actinopteri; Clupeiformes; Engraulidae.
AUAAUUCUGCACUUCCCUGUUGGUGUAAAAAAAAUGGCAUCCGAAGCAAAGGAGCUAUGAAAGCUUGUACGGUAAUCUUGCAAGAUUGACAUGAAAUCAGGGACGUGAUUACACUAAGAUUUGUAGUCCAUACCGCCCUUAGCUGACAGACGAUAUGCCGAAUUUGUACAGUAGAGUAAGUAAGGAAUUCACACAAUUAGCAACCCGCUGAAUGCCUAGGCGUGAAAGCACGACUUGCUACUAGCAAGCUAAGCAGGACACCUCAGUAAAUGGUUAGCUAAUGCAGCCGUAGCGGUUCAUUUGUCUCGAUCUGCCCGAUAUUUUAAACAUGGCCAUUACCCAGUUCCGCCUUUUCAAGAUAUGCACAUGCCUAGCCACGAUACUGUCUUUCUUCAAAAAACUAAUAUGCAGGACUGGCAGAUUGCGAAAGCUAAGCGGGGACCAGAUAACGCUUCCGACCACUGUUGAUUUCUCAUCUGUACCCAAACAGCCAGAGAUUGAGGAGUGGAGCUCUUGGGAUGAGGAUGCUCCGACCAGCAUUAAGAUCGACGGUGGCAAUGGGGUCGUGCCUCCACAGCAGGACGAGGCCGAGGAGGAGGAGCCCGACUACUUCAAAGACAUGGCGCCCACCAUCAGGAAAACACAGAAGAUCGUGCUGAAGAAGAGGGAACCAAUGGGCUUCUCCGUUCCGGAAUCUACUGCCUUCUCCAGCAGGCUGGCCGCCACUCAGGACGUGUCCUUCAUACCACCCUCGUCGGAGCUGGGAGACAUGGAUGCCUGGCGGGAGGACCCCAGCGCAUGGGAGGAGGAGUCAGAUGUGGCCUGGGAGGCAGAGGAGGUACUCAGACAAACGAAGCUGGCUGAUCGGGAGAAGCGUGCCAUGGAGCAGCAGAGGAAGAAGAUGGAGAAGGAGGCUCAGAGGAUGAUGAAGAAGGAGCAGAAGAUCGCCGUCAAGCUCUCCUAACAUUUCCUCUUGUCCCCAAUGAGCGCUGGACACUCACGGACAAACAAACAAACUUAAAAGAAAGGAGGAAAAAAAAGAAGAGGAACAAAAAUCCUUUUUCAUUUUUUUUGUUUUGUUUUGUUGUCCCCCUCAGACCUUUUUGUUUUUUAAAUCACCAAGAACUUAACAGUGUGAGCACCGAGACUGGAAGUUCUGCUCCAAAUGUUUUAUUGUUAAAAGCCACAGUAAGAAAGGAGUGUAUGGCCCCCCGCCCCUUUUUAGAUUUUUUUUUAAAUUAUUAUUAUUAUUUGAACUUCCUGUGUGUUUGUGUAUGCGUGUGCAUUAAAAAUGACAAGUGCACACCUGAAAAAGGACUUGAAGAUGGCCCAUUUCCUUAUUUAUGAAAACUUGAAGGAGUUUUGAAUGGAAUAAUAUCAAAUGGACAAACACAUCUCUCUUUUUUAGUGUACUCUCUAUCUCUCUCUCUCUAGCUCUCUCUCUCUCUCUCUCUCUCUUUCUCUCUCUUUCUCUCUCGCUCUCUCUCGCUCUCUCUCGCUCUCUCUCUCUCUCUCUCUCUCUCUCUCUCUCUCUCUCAGCAUGGUAUAGUCUGGGCUACUCCUGAGGCUUGUGCUGUGCAUACGACACUAAGGACUAAUUAUUUUGGGGACUGCGUGGAACGUUGUACUGAAUGGAAUGGUGGCAGUACACACCUGUUAGUUGCUUUAUACCAUUGCGGAACUCAAGCUGGUCCUCCACGUCACUGAUUGAAAUGUUUGUGUCCCCCUUCUCUCUCUUUGUACAUUUAUGUAAAGGUCAUGCCAUAUUCAAACCUGUUCCACAUUGAACACUGAAAUCUCAGUGGGAAAAAACCUUAUUGCUCUGCUUUUGGAAAUACUGGGAAAAAUCAGACACUGGUAGGCUUGUCUCAGCAAUACGUAUUGUUUAUUAAAUGCUAUUUAAUGUGUGUGCGUGAUGCGCGUUUGUGUGUGUUUGUGCGUGCGUGCGCGUGUGUGGGCAGGAUUUAGAGGAGGAGCCGUAGAUGUUAAUGUGUGAGUGCAUGAGGCUGAUAAAGGAGCGUGGGUACUGAGCAGCUCUGUUGUCAUGGCAACAUGGAACACAUCUUCUUCUGAAUGUUUUGAUUGGUGAUGCCGUGGCAACAGGAGAUGGGAGUUGAGCCCACAUGCUGGGCUGGUGCAGAACGAGUACCGGAGCUCUCCCCAUUUACCCACUUCCAUACCUUGCCCUGUAGUGUGAUCUAGAGGAAUGAGAAAGGCCUUAUUCACUUAUUUGUUUGUUAGUCAGAUAUGAACAGUUUGUGUGUGUGUGUUUAUGUGUGUGUGUUUGUAUGUUUGCCAUGGCUCACUGUUAUUCAGGGCUUUUCUGAUUGAAAUGAAAACAGAUGUAUCAAAGGGAUGUUUAGGACUGACAACGCAACAUGGUGUUCACCUGCCGAUGAUUGCUAGUCUCCUGUGCAUGUGCUAACGCUGGGUCUUCCAGUAUCACCUAAAGUGGAGUUUUAGAUGAACGACAGGUGAAGGGUUUUUUUGUUUGCUUUUUUGCGCAUUCACAAGUUCCUAUCUGGUCAAUUUCAUUACAUCGUGGAGCAAGGUGGUUAAAGUUGCAUGGUCAUUUCUAAUGUCAGAUCAAAAACUUUUUCUUUUUUUGCACAUUCCUUGUCUAAUAAAUGUGUGGAGCUCCACUGUACUCUGUUUUGUUUGAAUGUGUGGCCCUGCUGGAUUGCACAAGCUAUGGAAGGUGGGUUUUUUUGGGAGGGGGUUGUGUGUGCCUGUCGGUGUGUCUGUGUGUGAUGCACAUUCAUGAGACUGUGCCAUGUAUAAUUAAAAACCAUCCUUGCGUUUUUUGGA